Messenger RNA from Pelobates cultripes (western spadefoot toad), 7246 nucleotides. The record is from the annotation of a GenBank genome assembly. NCBI's taxonomy places the organism in Eukaryota, Metazoa, Chordata, Amphibia, Anura, Pelobatidae.
AUGGAAGCGAGGCUGCAGUAGCAGUGGGCAGAGUAGAGGUUAGUGAGUAUUCUGUAAAAUGGAUACAUUAUGUUUAUAUUUUUUUCCACACCUGUACUCCAGUCCUGUAUACCUGACAUGUAAUAUGCUGCAGUAAGAGCUAUGUAAAUACAGACUGUAUACCUUCCAGGUAAACAUUACCAGCAAUGUGAGAUAUUUAAAUCCUCAAUACUAGUGAAUGUUUCAUUUAUUUCAUGUUACACAUGUAUGUAUACAUUAUGUUUUACCUGGUUCAACAAGGUGAACAUGAAAUGAAUGCAAUAUAUAAUUUUGUCCAGUCUGAUGCUGCACAUUGGUUGGUGUAAAGUGGUAUUGAAUUAUUUGCUUUGGUUUAAAAAAAAAAAAUAAAAAAAAAAAAAUUAAAUUGUAUUGUUUAUUUUUGUAGUGCAGGCAAGUACAAUAAAAUGUGUAAUAACAUUAUAACAAGAAGAUUUACGGCACCAUUCCCGUUGGAUUUGUCAAAAUAACAUGUUGCACUUUUUUUUAUAAUAGUAAGUUAACAUGCGAGGCUGCUAUGUCUAUACAGGACUAUAUGAGUGCUUUAAAGCAGAAAGCUUCAUAAAGGAAAAACUAGUGAAAGUAUAAAGAUAUAUCUUGUCGAUUUAGAAUCAGACAUAUUUGCUGUUUUUAACAAGACAUGAAAAAUAUGCCAAACUGCAGAUCUCUAAGUUUUAGAUUUUUUUUUUUUAUAACUUCCCUUCCUGUUAGCCUUAGUGCCUCUGUAUUAUGUUUUGCACAGCUUUAUGAAUACACUUUCAUUUUGCUGCAUGCCGUUUUAUAUUGUAUGCUCAACUUUGACAUAGUGUGUAUAUGAACUUGCAAGUGAUGUGACCUAUUUCCUGUGUAAUUUCUUUCACUUGAAUUAACAUUUCCAAUCUAGCUCUCUAAUAUCUUUGCUUUCAUUUGUACAGGAAUCAGGAUGGAUCAAAUUUCUCCUGAAGCCCAUGGAUGGUCUAUUCUUCAGAAGCUGAAUGAACAAAAAUCCAUGGGGCUUUUUUGUGAUGUCUCGUUAAUGGUGGAAGGUAAAAUAUUUCUUGCCCACAAAAAUGUCCUUUCUGCAUGCAGUGAAUACUUUUAUGCAGCACUGAGCAGGAAUGAGCAGCAGCAAUUCCUGGUUCUUGACAAUGUUUGCUUAGAAGGCUUUAGUCAUCUUCUGGACUUCAUAUACUCGUACAAAAUCCCCUCAUGUCAUGUACAAGACUUUAUGCAGGCUGCCCAAGUCCUUCAAGUUAGCUUGCCACUCACAAUUGAAGUUGUCAAUGUUUCCAGCAGCCCGCACACUAAUGCUCCAAAGGAGGAAAUUUGCAUUCCAGAUGAGGAUUACGAUGUCCCUGACCAAAACUUAGAGAUAAGAGAAAUUGAGAGCCAGCAAUUAAAAAGAAAUCGUGAUGAUAACAUUUCUGGCGUCAACAGUUCAAUCUAUAGUGAAGAGAGAAGAAGAUUUGAGACCGUAUCCCAGCUGAAAGACAAAGCCAAAAUGUUCAAAAAACCUACAUUUUAUAAAGAUUCCUUUGCCAUCAGAAACCCAAACUACUUUAUCAGCAAACAAAUCGGCAAAAGUGCAAGGAUGGGAAGAGGAAACCCCGAAGAACCUCGAGAAAGUUCCUUCCACAACCCUGCUUUUGCUAGGCAGAUGCCUAUUACAAUUCACAAUGAUGGAUCUUCAGAGGAAGCAGAUGAUGAGGCAGCUGACAUUUGCAUUAAUUUAUGUGAUGAGCAAGAUACCCCUGAUAUUUUGGCGUCUCACACCAUUAAUGAUAUGAGAAUGCAGAAAGAAACUGUUAAGCCUAAAAUUUAUUCAACAAUUGUUGGUUUGCAGGGUGGUGGAGUAUUGGAACGAGUGGACAGUGAAGAAAGACAUUCAGAAGUGGUACACAAAUGUGAUAGGUGUGAUCUUCUACUUACCUACUCAGAGUACCUCAAUCACCAAGAUGAUCCAGGAGUGAACUUGCUUCAUUGUAACUUCUGUGAAAAGCAGUUCAAUUACAGGUAAUAAUUACUCUAUAACUAAACACUUGGUUAAAAGGACACUUCAUACCCCUAAAGAUCUUCAGCUUGUGCUGAAGUGCUUUUGUGUGAAGUGUGUGUUUUUCAAUUCUACACGAAGGGCAGAGUCCUAUGGAAAUUAGAACUUUUAUAAAUACACACACACACACUCUUUAUCUCAGCAAAUGCCCAGAGCACUUGCGUUGCAUUGAUUUUUUUAUUGAGCUGCAUUGGGAAAUCUGUGAUUGAACAGCUACAGAAUGUCUGUUCAGGGUUAGGAGGGGAGGGUUUUCAAAUAAUUCAUACAAGGGAACUGUAGCUUUUGCAAGCUGUUUUUAGAAGUACCCCCCAAUUAAAAAAACAAACAAAAAAACACUAAAACAUAAUUAAAUGCAUGCAGGUUUUCAUUGGCGCUAUAUCCACUAAACAUUUUUAUAUUUAAUUACGUAUGUAUUUGGGCAGUGGAGUAUCUCUUUAAAGCCAAAUGUAAAUACAGCCUGUAACACUGAUGCAAAUUAGACUAAUGUCCAACAUCGGGAGGUAUGAGACCAGGAUGUGAGUGGGAAGACCUUUUGGCAUGUUUGGGUGGGCCUUGCCUUGGAAAUGGCCUGUCAUGUAGAUUGUGCUGCUGAAACACUUUUGCAUGGUGUGUUGGUGUUUGAUUGUAUGCAUAUGCACUGCUGCAUACGUACAUGUUUACACACACACACGCACGCAUGCAUGCACAUACCUUGACAAAGAUACAUACUGAUAGAUACACUUUGACACACACACUCUCAUACAUACACACACACACACACAAAAUCUGACAUACUCAUAGACACAUACAUGUUAUCAUUUAAAAAAAAAAAUCUUUAUUUGAGUUUUGUUUUUUCACAUAGGAGAGAAAUAGAGAUGGAAGAACUUAAAGCAUAUGUUAUAACCUUGGUCACAUGUAUUAUGCAUCGGUGACAUGUUAUAAUUUUUAUAUUUGCAGCCACCCUCCUGUUAGCUUACCUUUUGUGUGCAGGAGGGGUGCUUGCCUGAGGUCCUGAUGGCUGAGGCUGAUUGGAGUGAGUGUGAAGCUCACUCUUGAUUCUCUUCCAACAGCUGCUGCCUGUGCCACCGCCUUCUCCCUCCCUCGUGGCCUUCUAUUUAAGCUGGGAGGAAGUGACUGGCUUUCACUUCUACCCAGCUGGCCAAAAUCACAGGGGCCCAGCUACAGCGCCCAACCAUGCCCCUGUCCAGCAAUACAGAAAUAAUAACUAUUGGGUGGCCCUAAGUCCAUGGACCCCCAAAGCGCCCAAAAGCACUGGCUGCUCCGGCAGCAGCACUGGCUGCACCUAGCUGAUGGCGCUAUUUCAUGCUGACUCUUGGCCAUUUGACUUUUAUUUGUUGGGUUACUAGCUAUGUGCUAGAUAUCCAUUCCAGUUGUUAAGCGGCACUGUCACUCCCUGCCACUCUCAUGGGAGAAAAAAAUUGUAUUUCAUAAAGAUAGAAUCUUUAUGAAAUACUCAUAUUGUUGGAUUUUCGCUGAAGGGAAUUGGCUUUGUUUAUGGAGGAUCUUGUAGGAUCCUCUAUAGACCUCAGGGCUGUACUCUCAUGCAUGUGCAAGAGAUCAGCAGUGACGUUUCUCUGAAUGAGCUGAAGAGGAUACAGCCGGGGACAGGUUCAGGUAAAUAGAAUUCACCUUUGCCUGCCCCACCGAACCCCCAAAGGCAAUGUCACCAUCAGGGGGUCCUUGCAAACUCUGCAAAGUCACCAGAGCUGAGAGUUCCGCUUAAUCUCCUGCACAUAGGUUUUUGACCUUUAACGCUAACUCAGAAGACCCCUUUGCUGCUUGAUUUGAUAUAACCAUGUUAUAUUAUUGGAUUACAAUAACUGGUGCCCAUUACACAUUACAAUACUGCAGCAUUAUAAUAUGUAUUUAUUCAUAAAGCUGGAGUUUUCCUUUAACAUUGGCUGUUAAACAAAGUAGAGUGUUACUACCUUUUGAGCGGUUUUGUUACAAAGCGUAUUUCUUUAUUCUGCUCCUCAUUUAGUUGCCAGCUUGCUCUGCACCAGUCCAGCCACCUUGACAAGAAGUUCUACCAGUGUGAGCAAUGUGGGAAGGAGCUAAGUACCCUCAAGAAAUUGCAUGAUCACAUUGCGUACCACUCGGAUGCCAGACCCCACAAAUGCCGACUUUGUGAUAAAGCCUACAAGGUGAAAAGUAAGUACUAUGAUAACUUGCUGCAGUAGUUUAUGUUUGCCUUAUGUUUGUCUACAUGUUUAAAACUGCAUAAAUAUUGUCGGGAAGUGUGAGGGGAUAAUUUUAGAGACUUUGCAAUUUGGUUCCUUGUGCAAAAAAAAUAAUUCCAUUAAAGGACCACUAUAGGCACCCAGACCACUUCAGCUUAAUGAAGUGGUCUGGGUGCCAGGUCCAUCUAGUGUUAACCCUGCAGCUGUAAACAUAGCAGUUUCAGAGAAACUGAGAAAACCAGUCUCUAGUGGCUGCCUCACAGUGAGAACACGCCAGCGUCCAUAGGAAAGCAUUGAGAAUGCUUUCCUACGGACUGACUGCGCGAGCGGCUCUUGCUGUGCAUGCACAUUCAGCCGAUGACGUCCAAAGGAGGAGGAGAGUCCCCAGCGCCAAGGGAGCCCGGCACUGGAGAAAGGUAAGUGAUUAACCCCUUCCUCCAACUAGUUUGUUUUCCUGGCACUAUAGUGGUCCUUUAAUAGCUUAGUGGAAUACAGUUUGAGAAUAACAUUUCUGAAACAUUGGUUACUUAAUAGCACAUAUUUGUGCAUUCUCUGUUUUUCUUUGGCAAAGAUUCUCCAAGUUGACCUGUCCACUUUCUUGUAAUGCACAAGAAGAAAGGAGAAAAAGUAGAUGUAUUUAUCUGAAGCUUUCCCUCCUCUUCACUGCCAUCUUCCAGUUCAGCUUUUAAAGGAACACACCAGGCACCAUAACAACGUCAUCCCCGAUCAGCUGACUAUAAGCAACAUCCAGUUUGAGGCGUUCUGAUUGAAGCCUUUGACUGAAAAGGAAGUGAAAGGGUUGAGCCGAGGGGUGCCUUAUUAAAGACUUUAGGGAUAAAUGGUACCUGUCAUGACAAAUAUAACUUAAUUUUAAAUGAUAAAGAAUCAAAUUUAAUCUACCGUAUACAUUGCGCUAGCAAAUGUCUAGAUUUCUCUAAAAUCAGAGGUUAAAAAACUGAAGAUCACAGUCUCACCAUAUGUGUUUUGAGCUUCAAAAAAUAAUGAAAACCUUUAUGGAAAAGGGCUUUUGAAGUACUAUCAGAACUGGUUGGAGAAAAUUUUCCAUUUUAACAUAAGAAAAUAUUACAACUUAAAAUGGAUAUUUAAUAAUUCAGCUCAUGGCUACAAAAAUUGUAAUCUCAAGAUAUUGGCUACAGCAAGAAAUUGCUACCAGGGUCCAUGUUCUAACACCGCUCAAAUAUCAAUAUAAUAUGGAAAGGGGUAUUUAGUUUCAAAAUUAAAAUAAUCCUAGCUUUGAGAAAAGAUGGUCGCGCUGGUUAAUCUCCCUGAUACAACUUUGACCCAAAGAACCCACUCUAUUAUGGGUCUUUCCCUACACUUAUCGUAUACAUUCGUGCAUUAAAUCUCUGGCCUGACCACUGCCCAAAUCUACUCUGUUAUAUUUCUUUCGUCUUUUUUUUGUCUCGUCUGUCUGUUUUCUUUAGUGCAUAACUAUUUAAUAUAUAUUUUUGAAUUCAGAAAAUGCUUUGUAUAGUCUUAUGUGAAAAUCAUGUAAUUAAAAAUAAAGAAGUCAUAGAAAAAAACAAAAACAGUCCUUUCUCCCUCUUCUCAGUCAGUUCAGGUAAGAAGCUGUACAUGUUUGUUACUCUCUUCUUGGUGUCUCUCCUGCUUGCAUUUAGCCUAAAGGAAAGCAAUGUCUGCAAGAAAAAUAAGGAUGAAGGGCCAGGCUCUUUGUGAAAGCAGCACUAGUAGCAUCACAGAUAGAGGAGAUAAUCAGCCAGAAUAAUUUAUUGCAGCAGCUCUGGACAGGCAAUCUGAGAAUGGGGAGAGAGAACUGAUAUGUUUUAUUUAAACAAAGCCAAAGACUUUUGACCUGUUUCGGGAAACUAGUCUAAGCUUCCAAAACAUUGGUAUGCAAUAGAGGUGUGUCUUACAGCAAGUGUAUCACCCACUGAAAACAAGAUAAUACUUUCAUCUAAUAACAUGGUAAUGGAGAUACAUUAAAAAAUAGGUUUUUAAUAGUUUCAAGGAAGAAACACUUAAUUGUAUAAUAUGAUAAAACUGCAAACAUAUAUCUGUCAUGAUAGACUUACUUUAACAGUUUAAUCCCUUGAGGUAAACUGGCCCCCACGACCUCCUCACACAAUAACCAUUUCAUUAUGAUUAAUGUAGAGAUGAGAAAGUUUGUAGAUCUUCAGAAGUAUCUGUAUUCCUGCAUUAUGUUUAAUAAAAGUUAUCUGAUAAUGAUCAAAAUCGAAAUAAUAAGUUUAGGGAGGGGUGUGGCCUAGACUCCAGCACAGAUGGUCGCAUGAAAGCUGAGCUCCGCAAGUAACUGAAUGUAAACGACAAAACCCGGCAGAAAUAACAGAGACAAUGGCAUCAAAAAAGCAGCGCAUUACAGCGGGAAUAUCUGCCACUACCUCUGCUUCUUCUAAAUCAUCCCUACAGAGAUUUUUCUCUGAGCAAGCGGAGUCGGAGCAGAGUGCCAAAAUGGCACCUCAGGCCGUACCGGCAGCCGACUGACAAGCCUGUUGACCUCAUAGUGCUCCAUUGAGGAUAUUGACCUCCGGUCACUCAUCACAAAACAUCCAGACAUUUCUGCCAUAUUUCAGAGAUUGGAAGACAGCAUUGGGAAAAACGCCUGGGUGACAGAGUGCAGGCCCUGGAGGAUGAUGGUGAAGUGGCAGAACAGCAAUGGUCUGAAUGCCACACCACUCAGAAUCUACACGUGGAGGCUAUUUUAUAUUUACAAAAGAGGCUGGAGGAUGUAGACAACAGAGGGCGGCGGAACAAUCUGCGGGUGACGGGCAUCCUGGAAAGCAUGGAGGGAACCACAGAGGACCCUAUGCAGGUACUAACAAGAUCCUCUCUAGGUCUCUGGACACAGCCAUUAAGUUUGACAAAGCCCACAGAGCAACCAGGCCUUGAAACCUGCCGCAAGAUAAGCCUUGCGAUCUUAUAUGUCAUAUCAAUUUCCCACAUCCAUAUCCACUUCCCACUGAAGGAAGAGAUCUACCGGAGGGGCCCGUCAAACCAGUGA